Messenger RNA from Harmonia axyridis, 1211 nucleotides. Its product is annotated as UBX domain-containing protein 1. Bases 118 to 1086 code for a protein of 322 amino acids. Gene Ontology annotation, molecular function: protein binding. The transcript is spliced from 4 exons. The record is from RefSeq and is a predicted model, not a curated record. Lineage: Eukaryota; Metazoa; Arthropoda; Insecta; Coleoptera; Coccinellidae.
AUCUGUGGUGUUACAAUUUGUAAGUCAUUGGAAUAGUUGAAAGGAGUCUUUUCUCCGGUUAUAUUAUAUUAAUUACUUGUAACUUUAGUUUCUUAUUGAAAUAGCAUUAAUAUAAAAAUGGCUUCAAUAGUGGAUAAUUUAAUAGAAAUGGGUUUCACAAAGGAAAAAGCAGAAUUGGCUGUUUCUCGAUGUGGUUCGAAUAACAUUGAAACCAUUAUGGAUUGGAUAUUGAGUCACGAAGAUGAGCUAGAAGGAAUUUCUGCUACCUCUUCGCAAAAUCAAUCUGCCCCCAUCCAACCGGAAUCAGAUACUAGCAAUCCUAUAACAGAUACCGAAGGUGGUGAAAAGUCUGAGGAUUUAGUUGUAAGAUCUAUUAAAUGUAAUGACUGUGGAAAAUUGUUCCAAACACAGGAUGAAGUGUCUUUUCACGCAGUAAAAUCAGGUCAUGGCAAUUUUUCGGAGUCAGUAGAAGAGAAAAAACCUAUGACAGACGUUGAGAAAAAAGAACAAUUAAUGAAAAUUGAAGCUAAAUUAAAACAAAGAAGGUUGGAGAGAGAAGCUAAAGAAAAAGAGGAGGAAUUAGAAAAAGAAAGGAAUAGAAUACGGUCAGGAAAAGAAUUAUUAGAAGCUAAAAAGAAACAUGAUGAACUAGAAAUGAAAAAAAUACUUGAUCAAAGAAGAAGGGAAAAAGAAGAAGAGCGAAUUGCUAGGCAGAGAGUCAAGGAACAGAUAGAACAAGAUAAAUUAGCUAGAAAGGCAAAAUUCUCUGGUAAACCUAUGGAAGAAGCAACACCAAAACCAGUUAUUUCUGCAGUUCCUUCAACUAGGUCCUCUACAAAUUACACAGAAGUCAGAUUACAAAUUCGUCUUACGAAUGGCAGUGCACUUACUCAAACUUUUCAAGCAAAAGAACCUCUAUCAGCUGUUAGAUUGUAUGUUGAAAUGAAUAGAAAUGAUGGAGAGGGUCCUUUUAAUCUCAUGACGAAUUUUCCUAAAAAGGUUUUUUCUCCAGAAGAUUAUGAGAAACCACUUGAAACAUUGGGUCUGGCACCAUCAGCUGUUUUGAUUGUCUCUAAAUCCCUGUAACUCGGCAGUUUUUUCAGUGAUUUAUGAUUGCUUUUUCUUCACUAUAUUUACAAUAGUAUGAUACAUAAUAAAAAUUUUCACUUAAAUAUAACAGGAUGAUUUUCAAUACACAUCUUUUAGAAUGA